This is a messenger RNA of Arvicanthis niloticus (Nile rat), 2890 nucleotides long. Lineage: Eukaryota; Metazoa; Chordata; Mammalia; Rodentia; Muridae. The record is from RefSeq and is a predicted model, not a curated record.
GCGAUGGCGCAGAACGUGUAUGGUCCUGGAGUGCGGAUGGGCAACUGGAACGAAGAUGUCUUCCUGGAGGAGGAACGCAUGAGACACUUCCUAGAGAAGAGGGAAAAAGGAGAACUUCUUAUUCAGAGAAACAGAAGAGUGAAGAAGCACAUUUUGAGACCGAUGCAGCUUUCGGUAUCCGAAGAUGGAUAUGUCCACUAUGGUGAUAAAGUGAUUCUUGUGAAUCCUGACAACGUCCUGGGGGAGGAAGCUGGCAUGUUUAUGAGAGGAGACCUGAGCCUGUGUAUGAGCCCAGAUGAAGUUAAAGCACAACUUAGUGAUGACUUAGAGAUACCCUGUGGUGUGAGUGCUGUGCAGACCAUUGCCCCAAUGGGCAGGAACACCUUCACCAUACUGAGUGACCGAGCAAACAGCUGUGAUAUGGGCCAAGUGGUUGUAUAUGGGCAGAACUUCUGCCUGGGGAUAGCAGCAGGACUGGAAGGCAAGAUGCUGUAUCUAACAAGUGACCACAGAACCCUUAUGAAGUCUUCUGUGAAGUCCUGGCUCCAGGAGGUGACUCUAACAGAUGAGGUCACCCAUCUGAACUGCUGGCAGGCUGCCUUCCUCGACCCCCAGCUGCGCCUGGAAUACGAAGGCUUCCCAGUCAGGGCAAAUGAGAAAGUUGUCAUCUAUCAUCGUCACACAAACCGAGCCCUGGCGGUCCACCGAAAUCUCUCCUUAAGGUAUCACAGAGGGCAGAGGCAGGAGAAUGCCCUAAUUGUCUCAGGGCCAUGCAAGUAAAAGCAGAGAUGUUAAACUAAAAUUCCAUGCCUAGACGGUCGAGGACCUACUUUGGGAAGGAAGUUGAGGUUGCAGCACACACACAUCUGGAUUCACACAAAGUUGAGAAACCCAAGAACCACUGGAUGCUGGUUACUGGAAAUCCCAGAAAUAAGUCAAACACCAUGUUAGACCUCUCCAAACCCACCACAGAGGACACCUGUGCCGUGGAGCAGGCCAUGGGCAUCAACAUGUAGUGACAUACCAGGCACACACAUGGCCUCUCAGGCUCUGCUCUUACCAAUUGUAGGACUUAAAAGAAACGGUCAAUCUUCUUGGUUGUGCCCUAAGCAGUUUUUCAGUAGGUGCAAAACCCCAUGAAUAUGACAUUAAAAGAAAUACCUUAUUAAAAUUACUGAAUUGAAAAUGGAAGCCUAGCCCUGGGAAGUAGUGUUUGGAAAUGAGUAGUAUUUGAAAUUAAAUCAUCUUUUGUUGAUAUCCUAAUUGUGAAGAACUUAGUGCCUCCAUUCAGAGCCCCUUGCUUAGCUGGACCAGUGAGGCCUAUGCUCCGUUCCAAAGCUGUGAUUAUGCAAUAAAGAGGUCAGAAGUUUACGGAUGUUUCCACACUGCUGUGUCAUCCCCUAAUUGUCUUCCAUGUAGAACAGUGUGUAGUUAGGAGAUGUAGCUUUGCCUUGGAAUUAGUUUUUACUUUUCUUUUUCCACCAAAGGCAAUAUUAGAAAUACUUUGGUUUUUUUUUCCCCACUAGUAAAUUCAUCAUCUAGAGUUUUUUUUUUUUUUUUAAAGAAAUGAUCAUCUAGCUCAAUUUACAUAUUUGAUGAUAAUGCAAUAUAAAUUUAGUUACUGACCCAUGGAAAGCCCAAUUGCUUUACUAGACCCUAGUCCUAAGGAGAUACCCUUGUAAAGCAGACAAUUGGUCAAUAAAUAAACUGUUACAAAUGCAAAAGAAAACAAUACACAUCCUGCUUAAAAACUAAGGCGGAAGGCUUCAACUGAAUUAUUAAAAAAAAAAAAAAAAACAAAACCACUCAAGGAUUAAAGAAGCUUUUCAAAACACAUUCAAAGGAAAAUAGCAGUGGGUGUCAUCACUGGGCUGAAAGGCAGCAGGCAGAACUGUCAGGUGUCAGAUUCUCACCUGGCAAUCAAUGUCCAGAAGGGGAAAAAAGACUCAGCCAGGGAAGGGAGUCACAAGACUUCCGGGGCGGGGCAGAAGCAGGUUCUCUAAGAGGUUAGAGUGGCUCCUGGAGGUGGCUCCUGAUCAGCUUCAUAAUUGUCAAGUACUUUGAAGAGCAGAAUGGGGGUGUCUGGCACUCAGGCAUCUUUCCUGAUUUGGUAUGCAGUUACCUAUGGUGGCCACAAGAUGUCAAUAUUAAUAAUGUUAAAAAGUCAAUCCCUAGAAAGGGCUCGAUUAGUUGGGUUUAUUUUCAAGUUAUGUGGGACUUUCCAGCUUCCAAAAGAAUGUUUUAAGAGGGAGAGAAUCAUAAAAACCACCCUGCUAAGAGGAAGAUAUAAAUUUUCAUUUAAAAGUUUCAAAUUAUAAAAAUAUGGUGUCUGACACAUGCACAUAUGUAAAAUCUGCUGUGAGUGGAUUUGGGAGGGUGUGUGUCCAAGUUUCAAGUUAAAGCUCACCCUUGGGCAUUUGAUGGACAUUCAUCCGGAUCUCAUAGUUGUCCCCAUUCACCAACCCGAGCCUCAGGCUCAGGACUCCUCAAGAUGUACAAUUCCAAGGCCACAUCUGUCCCUUGCUGGCCAUCAAACUCCAAACUAGCUACUCCAGAGCUGUUCAGAAGAGUAAAUGAUGUGUUUUUGAGAGGCAGGAAGAGACCAGUGGCCACAAAGAAGACUCAAUGAGGACACUGGUCACCUUCUAGAGGUGUGGCUAUGGGAAGCUAGGGCUCCUUUUUGAGCCUCUAUUCACCAUAGGCUGUAAUGUCACCCAUCAACAAGGUCUCUCUGCAGACUGGGAAAGGUUAUGCGUGCUAUGCUUUCUGCAUCCACUUGUCAUUCCUUACCAACAGCUGACCGUGCUAUUUGGCCUUGGGCGGAUCUCUGAUUAUUCUGCUUGCUGCCUUCUGACACUAACUUUAAUUUUUUAAAUGUAUUUUUAUUUUA